AUGCGGCAGCAUCACCUUGAUGCCCCUCCUCUGGAAUCCGGAGGUUGCCUGAUCUGCUCCGACGCGAAGAGGUUCGUCAUGGGAUCAUGGUGCAGUCACAUUGCCAAUGACAGCGGACAGGAGGUGGUCGUAAAAUACCAGAUCAUGUGGGAGUCAGCAAAUGGCUUUCGCAAUUACGAGAAGCGAGUGACCGUGACACUGGCACCGGGAAAGUAUCAUCGAACAGAGGAAAUCGGAAAGCUGAACUGGCACACCGUCUCCAUCACGGUCUCAGCCCGUGGAGAGACUGCUAGCUGCACGGUGAUCCAAGACCAAAGUGUCAUCAUCAAGGCCCGCCCCCUCCGCCUUGUCGACUCCGUGAAGGGCCACAUCUGGGCUGAGCGCUGA
Messenger RNA from Symbiodinium natans, 387 nucleotides. Lineage: Eukaryota; Dinophyceae; Suessiales; Symbiodiniaceae. The record is from the annotation of a GenBank genome assembly.